Molecule: messenger RNA, 2179 nt
Organism: Selaginella moellendorffii
Lineage: Eukaryota; Viridiplantae; Streptophyta; Lycopodiopsida; Selaginellales; Selaginellaceae
Exons: 1
Coding region: 11-2140 (709 amino acids)
Biological process (GO): regulation of DNA-templated transcription
Molecular function (GO): double-stranded DNA binding
Source: RefSeq, a predicted model, not a curated record
GUGAGAGGGAAUGGCCGCAUUCGCCAGGGUCGUCGCUGCCCGCCACGGCCAUCGCUUUCUGUGCUCGCUGGUGGAGAGCAGCAGCAGCAGUAGCGGCGGCGGCGGCGGCAUUGGGAUCAUCAGCGGCAGCAGCGGCAGCGCUCUCUCCACCGAUGUGGCCUCCAAAUGCGACUACGUCAAGGCGCUGUAUGGAUUCACGUAUGGCGCCGGUGCCGCAUGGUCCUCUUCCUCGUCGCCCUCGCGCCCUUCACCUUCCGAUUGCCGCAUCCGCCAGGCCGUGGCAAUGGCGCUGCAAAACUAUCUCCACUUCCGGCGUGGAGUGCCGCUGGACGACGCCGUCUUCAUCAGCACUGGCGCUCCAACCUACAUCAAUUCCGUGGUGCAGCGCUUGCGAGGUGCUGGCGAUCAGCAGCAGCAGCAGCAAGAGCGCAGCUACGAUCAGGUGAGGACGUGGGUGGAAGCGGUGAUGCAAAAGGAAGGUGUGGAUGAGAUGGAGCCUUUCCUGGAGAGCAUUGGCAUGGCUAGCGCCAAUGACUCCCUUGUCUUCCCUCGCGUGGAUCUCUGUGGAGACAUGGGACUGCUCCGCACUGCCAAGGCCAUGGAAGGCAAAGGCAUUCCCAAGAGGAACUUCUGGCACUUGCUCAAGAGGAACAGGCAAAUUCUCCACUACAGUCUGAGAGACUGCUUGGACACGGUCGGGAUCCUCUCCGAGCUCGGGUUAGGCCCCAGGGAGCUGGGAGAGGCCGUGUACCAUUGUCCCUGGGCUUUCCGCGUGGAGCUGGAAGAGGAGCUGAGACCGGUGAUCCAGCAGCUAGAGAGACUCGGUGUCGCGAAGACGGUGAUUGGCAAGAUCAUCACGGAUGCUCCCACGCGGGUGGAGGUUCUGAGCCAGGUGAAUGCCGAGGCGCUGGUGGUGGCGAUCCAGCAGCAAGUUGGCGCGUCCAAGGAGGCGGCGAUCAAGAUGGUGCGCGAUGAUCCGGCUGUUCUGGUCGGCUGCAACAUCGCAAAGUUGACGCAGAUUGUGAAGUACUUCAAGACGGUGCUGCUGCUGGAGGACGACGAGUUGCUCUCGCUGGUGACCAGGUUUCCACGCUUGCUGGUGCUCAACCUGGACAAGAGCGUCAUCAACAAGGUGGAGUAUCUCAAGGGAAUCGGCGUCCAGCGCGCUCACGCCAAGAGGAUCAUACUCAAGAAUCCCCGGGUGCUGGCUUACAGCCUCGAGAGCAACAUCAUCCCCAAGGUGGAGUUUCUGGACGGCCUCGGUUUUCGUCGCAAGAGCGUUGGUGCUCUGCUGUGCAAAUGCCCGCAGCUGCUGAGCGACAUGGUAAGCACUUGCCUGCGUCGCAAGGCCAACUUCUUGCUCUUCCUGGGGGUGAAGUCGUCGCAGCUGGCGGACAUCAUGUACGUGUAUCCGGAGUUCAUGGGACUCAAGCUCGAUGAAGUCAAAACCCGGCUUGCGUUCUACAAGAGCCUUCGGGUGGAGCAGCACGACUUGGCUACCAUGCUCACCAAGCAUCCGGCCAUCAUGAACUACGACAUCAACACGCAAGUGAAGCCCGUGAUCGAGUAUUUCAAGUCGAGCUUGGGCUUCACCACCCGGGGACUGGCAGCGUUCCUCCGUCGACGGCCGUCGGUGCUGGGCGAGAGCGUUGAGUUCGUGGACGAGAAAGUCAAGUACUUCGAGGAGCUGGGAUUCCGGAGGCACAGCGAUGCCUUCAACGAGAUACUCGUCUAUGCGAUGGCCGUUCCCAUCGGUUUCAUAGAAUCUCGGCUGGAGCGGCUGAGGCGAUUGGGAAUCACGGAGAAGCAACUCAAGACGCUGGUCCAGGUCCGGAUGCCGCUGCUGUACAGGGAUGACCAGCGCGUGAUGGCCACCACUGAGUAUCUGCUCAAGGACAUGCAGCUCGACAUGGACGAGCUGCUCAAGUUCCCGCAGUUUUUCGGCUACGACUUGGAGGACAGGGUGAAGCCGCGGCACAGGCUGGUUGCAUGGCUCAAAGCCAAGCACAUCAUCAAGCAGGACUACCCGCCUUGCUACCUGCAUAUGCGCCGCCAAGUGUUCGAGGACAUGUUUCUGGAUUGCCACCCCGAGGCACGGGAUAUCUUCAGGGGCUACAAGGAACUUGUGGCGACGACAUAAAAAGCCACAACAAAAACAAAGCUCGUCUUUGCUACUAAA